This is a messenger RNA of Dimorphilus gyrociliatus, 487 nucleotides long. NCBI's taxonomy places the organism in Eukaryota, Metazoa, Annelida, Polychaeta, Dinophilidae. The record is from the annotation of a GenBank genome assembly.
CAUGUCCAAAAGCAUUUUGAGAAGAAUGAAAGAAUGGGUGAGCUCCUCUUUCACAUCAGGUUCAGAAGACAGGAAUGAAAUGACUUCACCCGAACAAACUGAUAUUGAAAGCAGUAUGGAAAGUGGCCACAGACCGCAAAGCUUGAAAGUCACUGAAUACGACAAUCCAGCAUUUAACAUUGAGUGUGACAAAUCCACUAGCUCUGAAGAUAGAAUAAAAUUCUCAGAACAAACUCUCAAAGAAUUGGCCGAAUUGAGGCGUUCAACAUACGUUCAUCCAUUCGGCAACAAAGUUGGUGUAGUGGAAAAGUUAAUUUACGGUAUAGAAGAUGUUGAAAGGUUUAGAGCCGACAAACUUGAUCCUCAAAAACUUAUAUUUUGGUUUGUCCUAACUGCCUUUCUGUUGGCAAUGAGUGUUGCUAUAAUAUUUGCAGCAGAACGAUACGAAAUACGGCCUACUUUUCGCCCAAGAAACACCACAAUUUAA